Vitis vinifera (wine grape) is the source of this 2493-nucleotide messenger RNA. RefSeq names its product putative disease resistance protein At3g14460. Bases 839 to 2101 code for a protein of 420 amino acids. The record is from RefSeq and is a predicted model, not a curated record. The transcript is spliced from 3 exons. Lineage: Eukaryota; Viridiplantae; Streptophyta; Magnoliopsida; Vitales; Vitaceae.
AAGCUCCGCCAUUUAUCAUAUUUUAGAAGUGAAUAUGACCGGUUUGAGAGAUUUGAGACCCUGAAUGAAGUUAAUGGUCUUCGUACCUUCUUUCCUUUGAAUUUGAGAACUUGGCCUCGAUCGGACAAGGCUUCAAAAAAGAGAAAUCUAAAUGCUGCUAAGUAUGUUGUAGAUUUUCGGUUGAGUAAUAGAGUUUGGACCGGUUUAUUAUUGAAACUUCAAUAUUUACGAGUAUUAUCAUUGUGCUACUAUAAGAUAACGGAUUUGUCUGAUUCAAUUGGUAAUUUAAAACAUUUGCGCUAUUUGGACCUUACUUUUACACUCAUCAAAAGGUUACCGGAGUCCGUUUGUAGUUUGUAUAAUUUACAAACAUUGAUAUUAUAUCAUUGUGAAUGUCUUGUUCAAUUGCCUAAAAUGAUGUGCAAAAUGAUUAGCUUACGUCAUCUUGAUAUCAGGCAUAGCAAAGUGAAAGAGAUGCCAAGUCACAUGGGUCAAUUAAAAAGUUUACAAAAAUUGAGUAACUACAUAGUGGGCAAGCAAAGUGGGACAAGGGUUGGAGAGUUGAAGGAGCUUUCGCACAUUGGUGGCAGUCUUGUCAUUCAAGAGCUGCAGAAUGUGGUUCAUGCUAAGGAUGCCUCAGAGGCCAAUUUCGUAGCUAGGCAAGCAAUAUCUGGAUGAGCUAGUGUUCGAAUGGAAUCGUGGUAGUGAUGUUGAACAAAAUGGAGCAGAGAUAGUGCUCAACAACUUACAAACUCAUUCAAACUUAAAGAGACUCACUAUUUAUGGUUACGGUGGUUCAAGAUUUCCAGAUUGGUUAGGAGGUCCUUCAAUUCUGAAUAUGGUGUCGCUACGUCUCUGGAAUUGUAAGAAUGUGUCAACCUGCCCACCGCUUGGGCAGCUACCCUCUCUUAAACAUUUAUAUAUAUUGGGGUUGGAGGAGAUAGAAAGGGUGGGCGCUGAGUUUUAUGGGACUGAGCCCUCCUUCGUGUCCCUAAAAGCUCUAUCAUUUCAGGGUAUGCCAAAAUGGAAGGAAUGGUUGUGCAUGGGAGGCCAAGGUGGAGAAUUCCCUCGUCUCAAGAAGCUUUAUAUAGAGGAUUGUCCCAAGCUAAUUGGGGACUUACCAACCCAUCUGCCUUUCUUGACCACACUACGGAUUCAAGAAUGUGAGCAGCUUGUGGCUCCACUUCCAGGGGUUCCAACCAUCUUUGAAUUGACAACGCGCAGCCGUGACAUCUCACAGUGGAAGGAACUACCACCACUACUGCAGUAUCUCUCAAUUAAAAAUUCCGACUCUUUGGAGUCCCUACUGGAGGAGGGAAUGUUGCAAAGUAAUACUUGUCUUCGAGAGUUGAGAAUCAGAAAUUGUUCUUUUUCGAGACCCUUGUGCAGAGUUUGUUUGCCCAUUACAUUGAAGACGUUAGAUGUAGAGGAGUGUAAGAAACUAGAGUUUCUCCUACCUGAGUUCAUAAAAUGUCACCACCCUUCCCUUGUCUCUUUGGUGAUCAUCAGAAGUACUUGCAAUUCUCUCUCAUCCUUCCCACUCGGCAACUUCCCAAGUUUAACUAAUCUCCAAAUCAUGUAUCUCAAGGGGCUUGAAUCCCUCUCCAUUUCAAUUUCAGAGGGCGAUGUUACAUCUUUUCAUCUGUUGCACAUAAGAGGGUGCCCUAAUCUUGUUUCUAUUGAAUUGCCAGCUCUCAACUUCUCAAAAUAUUACAUCUUCCAUUGCAAGAAUCUCAAGUGGCUGCUGCACAACGCUGCAUGCUUUCAGUCAUUAACAAUAGAAGGUUGUCCUGAAUUGAUAUUCCCAAUACAAGGUCUGCAAGGACUGUCCUCUCUUACCUCUCUCAAAAUCUCCGAUCUUCCAAAUCUCAUGUCCCUUGACAGUUUGGAGCUUCAACUGCUCGCCUCUCUUGAAAAAUUAGAGAUCUGUGACUGCCCCAAGCUCCAAUUCUUGACAGAAGAGCAGCUUCCCACCAACCUUUCUGUUCUAACAAUCCAGAACUGCCCGUUGCUGAAAGAUCGGUGCAAGUUUUGGACAGGGGAAGAUUGGCAUCAUAUAGCUCACAUUCCACACAUUGUGAUCGAUGACCAAGUUUUGUAAUGAAGGUGGCAUUACACCAAUUUAUAGUCAGGUCAUCUGUGAUGCUUCACUCUGGCUCUGAUCAACAUAUCUUUAUAAGGAAUCUUUUAAGACUCCCUUGCUUAAUUAGUGCCUUGUCAAAAGCUUCAGAUUUCCUUUAGAGUGAAUCGAUGCUUAAAAGCCAAGCAGCUCUGCAGGCCUUUGAUCCUUGUUCUCUCAACAAACUCUAGCUGUCUAGCAAUGAUUUCCAAUGGGACCAUUUUUUUGUUGUGAGUUCAGGUUCAUGACUCUCUUUUUGGACAACAGUAGCCGAGAUUUUUUGCACCCAGAGAAUCAUGAGUUGAUCCUCUGCUGGAGGAACUACAGAAGCUCAAGUCUGUUGGAGAGUGGAGCAUCCAGCAGGCUCUAUGAUU